CUGCCAAACUUUAUCCACACCGUUAACGUUAGCCCGUUAAUUACAACACACUGGUUUAAUUCCUUUACCUCGACCUAGCAACAAAGAGCCGGACACUAUAAAUUUAUUUUAUUUUUUAUCGUUUUAUGUAGGUGGGGAUUCUGCUGUUGCAUCAUGCAGCCGGAUGCCGCACAAGGGGUUUGUAGCCAAAGCGAGCUGUUCGAUUCUCUGAAGGUGUAUCUGAACAACAAGAACAGACUACAACCCAUCAUUGGCCUGGGCAGCAUUAUAGAAUGUGUGAAGGUGGAUGCACGCAGCAGAAACACACUUUACUUGUGUGAGGUGUGUGUGUGUCGACUUGGUAAAGCUGACAUGCGGAACCACAUCAUGGGAAGUCUCCACAGAUACAACUACAUUAAAACCUGGUACCCACAGUUAUUGUCUGAGUGGAAGGAGAACUCCGACCUGCCUAAGCUGGCCUGGCCACUGAUGGAGAUAGCCAAGACAAUUGAGGAGACAGAGGGGGCUGGACAUGUCCAGUUGUUAGAGGUUGAAGACACUGUAUACCAGAAGAUGGCAACACACAGUGAGAAUGAUGCAGUAACUCUGAUAAAUUCCUUAAGAGAGUGGCAGGGGCAGGGUGCACCUGAGACGGAUUCAGAGACUACAUCUGUGCUGCUGGAGGACUAUCCCAUCCAGUCGCAGAGGAUUGUAUUGCUUGCCCAGAACAAAUGGAGAUGGUUUGAGAAAUCCCGCAAGGCUGACAUGAUACAACAUAAGACCUCAGCACAGACUAACGAGCCUCCAGCACUGAUCCAGUCAACAGCUUCUUCUGUCAAGUCAGAAGGCUGGUUAAAAAACAUCUCAGCAUCACAGUUAGACAAUACACAGAAGUCAUCUGAACCCUGUUUGCCUCCAACGAAAAGCAGCAGCUUUCUUGAUUGCUACACAGGAACCAAGCCUCUUAUUGGUCUUUUCCGUGUGGUUGAGUGCAAGAGUGAAGAUGGCCGCACAUACGCUUUCUUAUGCCACUGUUGCCGCAUCAGAUCCAACAAAAAGGACAUUAUUGAUCACCUAACUAGCUCUUCCCAUCUCAUCAACUACUUGAUGGAAACUCAUCCUGAGCAAGUGGAAGCAGUGACAGCAGAUAUUUAUGACAACUGUCAGUUUCUCCAGUCACUGGCCAAGAAAGUGGAGCAAGAGGAGGGCAGAGGAGAGCAGAAGGUGGUAAACGUACCAGAAUCACUCUGUAUCCUACUGACGGGCAAAAGUUACCACUGGUGUAUAAAGAUGCUGUGUAAUGAAUGGACACACACUAGUACCCAGAAAAACAAAAUAACUGUCGAAGGGCCAGGUGUGAACAAGACAUCAGUUGAAGGCGUGUCAGAGAAACGUGCUGUAGUGCAGUCAAAAUGGGCAAAAAGGAUGAAGACAAAUAGGAGGAUGAGGAAAGUGACUAAUACUGUGUUCAAGGUAAGCCUGCCUCUUACCAAAGGUUCAGUGCUGCUGGAGAGGAUGUCUUUCAGUGAGGACAGCCUCCGUGUGUCACAUUCACAUUCAUCGGCCUCAGACCUUAUUCCAUCGCCAGAGUCCCUGACAGAGGACAAUGAGUUGGACUGUGACACUGGAUCACUUGCAGUGAACCACUUUGAACAUCCCUCAAGGUGUGCAACCUUACAACUUCAGCCAGACCACCGUAGUGGAGAUACACAGGCUGGUCAAUACAUGGGACUGCAGAGAAACUACACAGUCACUCAGUAUCAAAAGGUGGAUAGUUACUACAGUGAUGAUGAAUGUUUCAGCCAGCCCGAAGACACAACUGUGACAAAAGACCAAAAGGUUUAUGGGGAAAGGAAUUACAACAGACAGCAUUGCUCUCAAGGAAGAUCAAGUAAGAACUUUAAUAGAGAGUUGAAAAAUGAAGACCUACAGAAACAAAAUGAGGGGUUGUCGCUUGACGUGCCCCACACUCAGGACUGGGCGUCUUAUAACCCUUCCUACAGAUGGGAGGAGGGUUUCACUGCGCAGCGGUACUGUGCAGCUUCACAGAGUAAGGUUGACACAAGAGUGGAAGUGUCACGAGAAGAGAAACUGAAGGAGAUAAGCUCAGGUGAUACACAACCUUAUUACCAACAACAGCUGCAACAUCACUACAGGGCACCAGAUCAUACAAGUCUUCUGACAGGCAGUGUGGGGUGUCACAGUGUGUCUGUUGAACUGGUUCCUCAUGCUGCUAGGAUCAACACGGAUCCUUAUUCAGGAGAUUUCCUUGCUCACAGCAGCAGCAGCAUUGCACCAGAGCCUAGAAUACACUUUCUUGAGUCUGAAAAGAAACAGUUGCAAGCAUACAUAGAGUUCACCACUAGCCAUGUGCAGACAGCUCCACAAAGUUAUAUGAUGCAACCUGCAGCCUAUCAAGCCACUCAAAUAGGCCAUUGGGUGAUUUCUGACACCGGCUACAGUAAUGGACUUAGGGCAAACCCUGAACAGCACUUUCCUCAUCCAGGCAGCAGCAGCAGCGGUGGUGGUGGUGGUACCACCUCCCAGUCAUAUGCUUUCACCCCACCUGUGCAAGCUCUGUAUUAUGGAACACACUCUGAUCUUAAUUUCAGAGACACUAAGUUUUGAUCUCAGGCAGUGGUGUCCCCCAUUGAAUUAGACCACGCUUACAUGGUCCAGCAUGGGUUCUAAUAAUACUGUGUCAUUGUAAUGUUCAUCUAAAAUGCAUCUGUUUCUGUCAGAAGUUGGGAGUCUCAUAAUGAAGGGGAUGUUUUGCCUGUAGUGAUACAACUGUUUGUUAUUACAGAGUAAUGGCACCAAAAUUGCAAUCUACUUUUUCUACAUCUACUUUUGAAAAGAAAUGUUAAUGUUUUGAAACGUGUCAUGAAGUGUCAAAUAUGUUGCUUAAUAGCUUAUUACUGAAUAAAGCACUGCUGAGGUUGGAUGAUUUUGCCCCUUAGCUGGAGAUCAAACAUCUUUAAUCAUAGACACUAUAAAGUUCUUUUGGUUUUUGAGUAGUGGAUUUUGGUUUCAGUGCAAAGCAUCAUUGUGAGGUGCCUUUAAUUCAGUAACGUUCGGUGAUGUGUUCGGAGUCCAAAGUUUCAUGGCGCAGCAGUGACUCUUAACUAAUUUAUUCAGCCUUUGACCAAACAUGACUCUGUAUGGUACACCAGCAAUGGUGCACUGAUUCCAUCCAUUCCUGAAAUUCAUAUUUGAAGAUUGUGACAUACAAUGGUCUGUGUAAUAGUGUGUAAACCGCUGCUAUUCAGUACAAGGUUAACUUGCAAGCAUUAACUUAAAAACAUAAUCCAAUAAAAGUGUCAUCAUUCAGCCACAAUAACACUAGGUUGCUAUAAACAAGAUUGGGAAAUGAUGUGAGUGAUAAAUCUAUCACCCUCUAACAGUGUAAGGCGACCAAACCUAUUAUAUGUUGUAUGCUUAUCAGCUGGUGUAAUGAGCUUAAACUACUUAAU
Molecule: messenger RNA, 3452 nt
Organism: Toxotes jaculatrix (banded archerfish)
Lineage: Eukaryota; Metazoa; Chordata; Actinopteri; Toxotidae
Exons: 12
Coding region: 154-2607 (817 amino acids)
Source: RefSeq, a predicted model, not a curated record